Eublepharis macularius is the source of this 1216-nucleotide messenger RNA. It is a transcript of the gene MRPS9, whose product is annotated as mitochondrial ribosomal protein S9. The transcript has 11 exons. NCBI's taxonomy places the organism in Eukaryota, Metazoa, Chordata, Lepidosauria, Squamata, Eublepharidae. The record is from RefSeq and is a predicted model, not a curated record. Gene Ontology annotation, cellular component: ribosome; mitochondrial small ribosomal subunit. Gene Ontology annotation, biological process: translation. Bases 37 to 1185 code for a protein of 382 amino acids. Gene Ontology annotation, molecular function: RNA binding; structural constituent of ribosome.
GGGAAGCGUGCCCGCUUUCUCCUCCCCUCAGUUAAUAUGGCUGUGGCCGUGGGGCGCGUGAUAGCGGGUGGUUGUGCUUGGCGCGUGGCAGGGACGAACAUUGCGAAACCGUUGGUGGGAUCCAAGACAUCAAGACUAAUCUGCAGCAGUACUACAGCAGUGCAGAGGAACAAUGUUGCCACUUCAGGACCUGGAAAGUACACAGAAGCUUUUAUUAAAAAACAGAUUGAAGAGUUCAACAUAGGAAAGAGACAUUUAGCCAACAUGAUGGGAGAAGAUCCAGAAACUUUUACCCAAGAGGAUAUUGAUAAAGCCAUUGCCUACCUCUUUCCAUCUGGUCUGUUUGACAAGCGGGCUAGACCUGUAAUGAAGCAUCCUACUGAAAUAUUUCCAAAGCAAAGCGCAAUCCAGUGGGAUGAGAAUGGUCGUCCAUUUCACUUCCUUUUUUACACUGGCAAGCAGGCAUAUUAUGCAUUAAUGCAUGAAAUGUAUGGUAAAUUACUGCGUAUUCAGGAACACCAAGAUCAAAUGCAUGCUCGAGGAUUAAUUCCAGAGAUCAAAAACUGCUUCAACCUGAUUGGCAGCAGAUGGCUGAUUAAAGAGGAAUUGGAAGAAAUGAUAGUAGAAAAACUGUCAGAUCAAGAUUAUUUGCAGUGUAUUAAACUGCUCGAAAGAUUAGUGACAUUGCCAUGCUCUGGCAUCGAAGAAGAUUAUGUGCUAAAAUUCCGCAAGCAAUUACCUGUACAAUCCAAAAACUAUAUAAUUGAACCCUUGAAAUAUGAUGAGCAAGGAGUGGCCUUCAGCACUGCAGAAGGACAAAGAAAGACAGCCCGAGCAACUGUUACAAUUUAUGAUGGUGGAAGUGGAAAAAUUACUGUAAACGGAGAUCAUUAUAUCCUUUUCUUCCCUGUGUUGCAGGACAGGGAGCAGCUGAUGUUCCCAUUUCAGUUCCUCGAUCGGUUGGGAAAACACGACAUGGUCUGCUCUGUCUCUGAGAGCGGGAGAUCAGCACAAGCUGGUGCAAUCCGCUUAGCUACUGCAAGAGCAUUAUGUAGUUUUGUUACAGAAGAUGAAGUGGAGUGCAUGAGGCAAGCUGGUCUCCUGACAGUUGAUCCUCGGGUGAGAGAACGAAAGAAGCCCGGACAAGAGGGAGCCCGCAGAAAAUUUACUUGGAAAAAGCGCUGAAUCUGAGGAUUAAAUUGUUUAUAUAUAUAUA